AUGUAUCAAUGUUUUCGUAUAUUAUGGUGUAUCACUUUCAUUAUAACAAUAAUCAUUUCAAUCGACGCUGCAGCAAUCAUACUGCACAAAAACCAUGAAAUGACAUUUUUUGAGAAGUUACGACUUUACUUCAGAUGCCUUGUGAAAGUAUUAUGUCAUCUGUUACGUUUGGGUUAUAUUGGUCCGCUAUCGGAUCACUAUGCGUAUUGA
Molecule: messenger RNA, 210 nt
Organism: Schistosoma mattheei
Lineage: Eukaryota; Metazoa; Platyhelminthes; Trematoda; Strigeidida; Schistosomatidae
Source: the annotation of a GenBank genome assembly